Morone saxatilis (striped sea-bass) is the source of this 3913-nucleotide messenger RNA. RefSeq names its product transmembrane protein 117 (gene tmem117). Gene Ontology annotation, biological process: intrinsic apoptotic signaling pathway in response to endoplasmic reticulum stress. The record is from RefSeq and is a predicted model, not a curated record. NCBI's taxonomy places the organism in Eukaryota, Metazoa, Chordata, Actinopteri, Moronidae.
UGGUGGGCAACUGCUUCUCCUUCCUGUUCAACAAGUACCCGGGCCUCGGAUGGAACAUCCUCAAAGUAGUGUGUUGGAUACUGGCCAUUAUCACUGGCCUGUUAGCUGGGAAGUUUAUAUUCCACCGCCAGCUCUUUGGUCGAUACCUGCGCCUGAAAAUGUUCCGCGAGGAUCAUGGCUCCUGGAUGACCAUGUUCUUCAGCACCAUCCUCUUCCUCUUCAUCUUCUCACACAUCUACAACCUUUUCCUGCUGAUGGCUGGAAGCAUGAAGCCUCACAUGGUGACAGAGUACAUGGGCAUCAGGAAUGAGAGCUUAAUGAAGAUUGCUGCAGUGGGGACGUGGAUGGGAGACUUUGUCACCGCUUGGAUGGUGACAGAUAUGAUGCUCCAGGAUCAGCACUACCCAGACUGGGGCAAAGCAGCCAGAAGGUUCUGGAAACAAGGCAACAACAGGAUCGUUCUCUUCUGGACAGUGCUCAUCUCUCUGACGUCGGUGGUGGUUCUGGUCAUCAGCACCGACUGGAUCAGCUGGGACAACUUGAACCGAGGCUUCCUGCCCAGCGACGAGGUCUCCAGAGCCUUCCUGGCCUCCUUCAUUUUGGUCUUCGACCUUCUCAUUGUCAUGCAGGACUGGGAGUUCCCUCACUUCAUGGGUGACCUGGAUAUGAAUCUACCAGGAAUGUCAACAACGCAUGUGAAGGUCAAGCUUCCUGUCUGCAAGAGUAUCUUUAAAGAGGAGUACCACAUUCAUAUCACAGGUAAGUGGUUCAACUACGGUAUAAUUUUAAUCGUGCUGAUUUUGGACCUCAACAUGUGGAAGAACCAGAUCUUCUACAAGCCCUAUGAGUAUGGUCAGUACGUCGGGCCCGGUGAGAAGAUCUACACAGUGGAGGAGCCAGAAACCCUCAUUAACUUCAACCACAGCACCCUCACCUACAAGUGGCGCUCCACCAACAUCGACCCCAACACCAACUCAACCUACGUGGAGCGGGACAUGUUCCUCCACAGCCGCUACGUCGGAGCCAGCCUGGACGUGAAGUGCCUGGCCUUCAUCCCGAGCCUGGCGGCGUUCGUCCUCUUCGGGUUCUUCAUCUGGCUGUUUGGGAGAUUUCAGGACAGCGAGACCUUCACGGAAAACCAAGACAAGACAUAUGAAAGGAUCAAGAGGAAGUCGCCGUCGGAGUACAGCAAGGAGAUGGGCGUGACGCCGGAGGAGACUCCUGUGACCAUGAGCGAGAGUCUCAAACAAUCGGGGACACCCAUGCUGCUCUCGGUGGAUGGGCCACACUUUGGGGCGACGCCUUCUACGAACUCUACUAUUUCCAUGGAGACCCAAGAGACACAUCCGAGCAUUGUGAUUGACAGUGCGGAACAGGAGGAACCGGCAGUCUCUUUUGAUGUCCACAAGCUCUCCCCGUGACCUAUGAACCUCUGAAACUCUGAGCUAUACAACUGCGGACAGAUUGAAAAUGACAACUCGAGAUGUAGUUUGUCAAGAUCUCAAAUUGUUGCUGUUCUUCGGGACAGGACCAAGCUGCAACAGACAUUGAACGCAACUGUUCACGAGAUUCAAGAAAAGGACAAGGUGACGUCACAUGAUCACCAAGCCAGUCCUUACGGCUAUUGCAGUUACAUUUGUUUGAAUAUAUUUUUGUAAAGCAAUUCAUUGUUUUCAAAAUAAUCUUUUUAAAAGCUUAAAAAAACUGCACCAAUUCUGAUAACGCAUCUUUUAAAACAGAAUGCAAACUUUUAAUUGACAUGGUGCUCGCUUGGAUUUUGCAUUUUCAUAACUCAAUUUGGCAUGGUAAACUAUUGUGGUGCCUAUAUCAGAGGAGUAUUUCUACAGUCGUAACACUGCAGUCAGGUGGAUUUUAUUGUGUUACAGCUACACUAGUGCCUUGAUAUUUCAUAUGUUCAGAUACAGACAGAAACAUAUACUGACAGUCUAUACUACUAUAGGCAACAAAAUGGAAGAUGUCCUAGUUACGGUCUGCUAUAUUAAUGUCUUAUACAUGCUUUCAUAUUAUACGGACAAUUGUUACCUCAUUUGAUCCUCAGACUUUAUCAUUUUAAUUUAUACUCAUGUCGGUUCUCACGUCUGUCUUACUCAAUUUUAACGUCUCAGUCUCAUUGGAAUGACAUGAACAUCAAUGUACCAUCAGUGACGUAUUCAUAUCCUCUCACUUGAUAUUAGUAGCAGAGAUAAUAAAUGCAAUCAGAUCAAAAAGCAAACCAACAAGCCACCUCAUGAUUGCUUAUGUGGCUGCUGCACCUGGACUGAAUACCAACAAAGUCAGAAAGGUGGUUUUGCCCUUGGCAUAAACAUGCCAUUGAAGUGCAAGGAAGGCUUCUGCUCCAAAGCUCAGGGCUUCUUUAUGUCUAGAUAAACCUUAAACAUUUUAAAAGCAGUUUUGCCAUCAUGGUAAAUGCAUGAGAAAUUAAUUAUUUAUUUGAAACUUUAUCCUACUGUAAAAAAACAAAACAACCUGCAGCAUUUAUCUUUACACUGGCUUUUGAAAGUGUUGGCUGCCUUUUUACAUAUUUUCCUGUGCUUCACAGUCUCUUUAAAAUACAUAUAUCUGGAGUUUUUGGUCUACUAACUGAAAUACUAACUCAGUUAUUACUGCAUUACUAACUGUUGUUUAAUAUAAGUUUGUCACAUUCCACUUUGCAUAGAAUUAUCACCAAAGAUACCAAAUAAUAAUUCUGAAAUUUUAAUAUUGCUGCAUCAGAUGAUAUGCUUAUUUAAAAGAGAUAUAUUCAUGAUAGACAAAGUGGAAUAUUAUGUGCUCUUGCAUCACUCUGCAUUAUAAUAGAGUGUAAUGUGCUAUAAUAUCCUGGAAAACUAUUUCCCGAAAAGCGGAGUCUAUCAAAAAUAACUACAUCUUUUGCUCCCCAACACCUCAGUCCUGACAGAAUUUUGUUCAACAUUAUUUGCGUUCAAAGUAACGUAGCCUGGGGUGUCCCACCAGAAUUGUUGCAAUGUUCAACUGUAAUCAAUUAAUAAAUGGAUUAAAUUUUUAAAAAGCUAUUUUAAAUAAUUCUAUUAAAUUUGCUGGCAUUUAUAUCAGAAUCAGAAUCAGAAAUACUUUAAUAUACUAUAAAUAUAUAUUUAUAUACCAAAGUAAAAGAAUGCUUAGAAGAUCAUUAUCUUGUCUUUAAAUGACAAAGGAAGCAGAAUUAUUGUCAAAUGUAUCUAUUUAUUUUUAAUUAAUAACCAUUUAAAUGUAUAUUUAAUGAUAUACAUUUAUAAUAGAUUUUCUUAUGUUUUAAUUUAUUAAUUGAUUACAUAAAACAGUUAAUAAUUCUUCCGGUGACACUCCAGGCACCUUACAGCAAUUUCCUGUGAAUGUGUGUGCAUGUAUGUGUGUACACUAUGGAGACAGAUGUGUACAUCUUUGUCUGUAAAGAAUGUUUUAUACUUAAUAGUGCAUGUUGUGUGUGUGUGAGUCUGUCUGUCUGUGUGUGUGUGCUCCUGUGUGCAGUGGAGGCUUGUGAAGUGCGUAGGUGUUUGCUGCUACACUUGUUUUUGACAAAGGCCAUUCUGUGAAGAGGUCAGUUUAUUUAGCAUAAUUGGUUCGCAGCUCUGGGUUCUGUAAUUAUCCUUUUAUACAUUACAGCGCUAUGAACACAUUAGAUAUUAGUGUUUCACCAAAGGGCAGAACCUCUUUGGACUUGAAGGGGGUCUAAUAUGUUUGUAACAUAUUGUGUUUGGGUCGAAAGUAAGGGUUUCCUCUUUGUUGUUCAUUCUAUUUUCAUUGAAUUGUGUUCAGACCUUUCCUGUGUGUUUGUGCUUUUUUUUGUUUUUGUUUUUUAAAGUGGAGAAAAUCUCCUUUCAGUGUUUGCUCAGUGUACUGUACAUCUGUUCAGCCUUGUGUUACCAAUAAAUUAAUACAUUUGUUAUAUACUAUA